AGAGAACAAAACAGAAACUCUUGGAAGCAAGAAAGGUGCAUGACUCAAAGAGGGAAAUUCCUGUGCCAUAAAAGGAUUGCGGGUGUACAAAAUGCUGUAUAUAUACCAAUUGUCAAUUUCCUUUCAUGUUCAGCAUUUCUACUCCUUCCAAGAAGAGUAGCAAAGCUGAAGUAGCAGCAGCAGCAGCAGCAGUGGCAGCAACCACAGCAGCAGCAAAAAACAAACAUGAGUGUGAAGGGCAUGGCUAUAGCCUUAGCUAUGAUAUUGUGUGCUACGGUUGUUCAAGGUUUCCCUAUGUUCAAAAGAGGACGCUGUCUUUGCAUAGGCCCUGGAGUAAAAGCAGUGAAAGUGGCAGAUAUUGAGAAAGCCUCCAUAAUUUACCCAAGUAACAACUGUGACAAAAUAGAAGUGAUUAUUACCCUGAAAGAAAAUAAAGGACAACGAUGCCUAAAUCCCAAAUCGAAGCAAGCAAGACUUAUAAUCAAAAAAGUUGAAAGAAAGAAUUUUUAAAAAUAUCAAAACAUAUGAAGUCCUGGAAAAGAGGAUUUGAAAAACUUAGAACAAGUUAAACUGUGACUACUGAAAUGACAAGAAUUCUGCAGUAGGAAACUGAGACUUUUCUAUAGGUUUGUGACUUUCAACUUUUGUACAGUUAUGUGAAGGAUGAAAGGUGGGUGAAAGGACCAAAAAUAGAAACACAGUCUUCCUGAAUGAAUGACAAUCAGAAUUCCGCUGCCCAACGUAGUCCAACAAUUAAAUGGAUUUCUAGGAAAAGCUACCUUAAGAAAGGCUCCUUACCACUGGAGUUUACAAAGUGCUUUCACACUGUUACUUGUUGUAUUAUACAUUCAUGCAUUUCUAGGCUAGAGAACCUUCUAGAUUUGAUGCUUAUAACUAUUCUGUUGUAACUAUGAGAACAUUUCUGUCUCUAGAAGUCAUCUCUCUGUAUUGAUCUUUAUGCUACGUUACUAUCUGUGGUUACAGUGGAAACAUUGACAUUACUGGAGUCAAGCCCUUAUGAGUCAAAAGCAUCUAUGUGUAGUAAAACAUUCCUCAAAUGUUUUUUCAUGCAAAUACACAUUUCUUUCUCCAAAUAUCAUGUAGCACAUCAGUAUAUAGGGAAACAUUCUUAUGCAUCAUUUGGUUUGUUUUAUAACCAAUUCAUGAAAUGUAAUUCAUAAAAUGUACUAUGAAAAAAUUAUACGCUGUGGGAUACUGGUAAAAGUGCACAUAUUUCAUAACCAAAUUAGUAGCACUGGUCUUCAUUUGAUGUUUUUCAACUGUUUUUCAUUGAGAUGUUUUAAAGCAAUUAGGAUAUGUGUGUUUACUGUACUUUGUGUUUUUAUCCAUUUGUAUAAAUGAUAGCAAUAUCUUGGACACAUUUGAAAUAUAAAACGUUUUUGUCUACCAAAGAAAAAUGUUGAAAAAUAAGCAAAUGUAUAUCUGGCAAUCACCUUCAGUUUUCGUAAUUCUGUCUCUUAGAAAAAUACGUAAUCUAAUAAAUUUCUUUGUUGAUGCCUAUAUACUAUAAAAUUUGGGUAUACUCAAGACUAGUUUAAAGAAUCAAAGUCAUUUUUUUCUCUAAUAAACUACCACAACCUUUCUUUUUU
Messenger RNA from Chlorocebus sabaeus (green monkey), 1610 nucleotides. It is a transcript of the gene CXCL11, whose product is annotated as C-X-C motif chemokine ligand 11. Gene Ontology annotation, cellular component: extracellular region. Gene Ontology annotation, molecular function: chemokine activity. Lineage: Eukaryota; Metazoa; Chordata; Mammalia; Primates; Cercopithecidae. Gene Ontology annotation, biological process: defense response; chemotaxis; immune response. The record is from RefSeq and is a predicted model, not a curated record.